Molecule: messenger RNA, 4353 nt
Organism: Helicoverpa armigera (cotton bollworm)
Lineage: Eukaryota; Metazoa; Arthropoda; Insecta; Lepidoptera; Noctuidae
Product: apyrase
Exons: 11
Coding region: 11-1720 (569 amino acids)
Biological process (GO): AMP catabolic process
Cellular component (GO): plasma membrane
Molecular function (GO): nucleotide binding; 5'-nucleotidase activity; metal ion binding
Source: RefSeq, a predicted model, not a curated record
AAACUACUCUAUGGUCAGUACCUAUCCGACAGCCGAGGGGAACGCACGCGCGCGAUGUAAAAAAAAAAAUAAAAAAAAUACAAACUCGGUACUAAAUAACCCUAAAAUGUUUUUCGUGACUCUAGUGUUUUUGUGUGGUUACACAAAUGGAUUUGCUUUACCUUUCGAAGGGUUGUACAAGUUGGAUAUAAUACACUAUAAUGAUUUUCAUGCUAGAUUUGAAGAAACUUCAGUGGACACGCCAACCUGCAGGUAUAACAACAACUCCUGUAUUGGCGGGUUUCCCAGGCUUUACCAGGAGAUCCACACACUCCUGGAGGAGAAACCUGACUCCAUAGUCUUGAAUGCUGGUGACAGCUUCCAGGGUACAUACUGGUAUACUCUGUUGAAGUGGAAUGUGACUCAGGAGUUCAUGAAUUUGAUUCCUCAUGAUGCUCAUGCAAUCGGCAACCAUGAAUUCGACGAUGGCCCUGAAGGACUAGCACCGUACCUCUCAGCAUUGAAAGCACCAGUGCUGGCUGCGAACAUGGAUACUACUGAGGAACCAGUACUGCAAGGACUUUACAAGCCUCAUCAUAUAGUGGAGAGGAAGGGCAGGAAGAUUGGAUUAAUUGGUCUUAUUACGCCUGAUACUGCGAAACUAUCAUCGCCCGGCAAGGUUAAGUUCACUGACCCCAAAGCGGCGGCCAAGCGUGAAGCUAAAAUAUUGUACGAAAAAGGAGUAGAUAUCAUAAUUUUACUGUCCCAUUGUGGAUUAGAGAUUGACAAGGAAAUAGCUAAAGACUUCGCAGAGCAUAUAGACAUCAUUGUUGGAGGACAUACGCACUCGCUUCUCUGGAAUGGAGACGCUCCGAGCGGGGAACCUGUGGCCGGACCUUACCCUGUGUUCAUUGAGAGCACUGAGAAUAAGAAGCAUCAGGUGCUGAUAGUCCAAGCCUCAGCGUUCACCAAGUACAUGGGCAACCUGACGGUCUACUUCGACUUCCGAGGAGACUACGUCAAGUGGGAGGGCAACCCUCUCUUCUUGGACCGAUCCAUACCUGAAGAUCAAACAAUAAAAGAGAAACUGGCGCCUUACGCGAAGAUGGUGCACGAAGCUGAGAACGUGCCCGUGGGGUCCACUGAGAACACCAUGCGGUUCGACGACUGUGUCUUCGGGGAGUGCACUAUUGGAGACAUGCUGGUUGAUGCUCAGCUUGAGUUUGCCAAGAAGACAGCCAGUUCAAAUCACCAGUUAGUGUCAUUCAUUCAACGUGGUAACAUCAAGUCUUCGAUUAUGCAAGGAAUUAUAACCGAAGGCUCAAUCUUCGAGCUGCUGCCGUUCAACGACCGGGUUGAGCUGUUUGAGCUGCAAGGAAAGUAUGUGCGUCUAGCGCUGGAGAGGAGUGUCAGUGAUGCGUGGGGCUUCAGCCCUUUUAAAGGACCCUGGUUAUUGCAAGUUGCUGGACUCCAAGUAACAUACAACGUGACGAUGCCUGAAGGUAACCGCAUCACGUCAGUGCUAGUAGGCGAGCAGUCUACUCCACUGGAUGAUGAGGAAAUAUACUGGGUGACGGCGCCAGCUUACCUGUCUGAUGGAGGGGAUGGGUUCUCUAUGUUCAGAGACGGCAAACAAAACUCCAAAGACAUCGGUCGCGAUCAGAAGAUUCUGGAACAGUACAUCAGAGCUCAUUCGCCUCUGAAAAUUAAAACUUCAGGCAGAAUCGUUAUUAAUAGUUGACUGAAUUAAUUUUACUUUUUAAUCGAAUUACACAGAGGAGAUAUACAAUGAAGUAUUCAGUCACACGUUUUUGUUUCAAGAGGCUGCGGUAUGCAUUUGUUUAUCUGACUUCGGGAUUAUAUGUGAAACUUUCAUUUGUUUUCUCCUCUGUGGCUAAUACUCCUGUAAAUAGUGUUCAGUGUUACAAUUUGCAGUAAUUUUCAAUGUCGGUAUUUUUCACUUUUAAUUGUACCUAGGUAUUUACAGUGGGUUUCAGCUUCAUAAGAUUUCCAAGAAUUUAAAUGUAGGUAUGCUUAAGUGUCAACUUAGACAUUUUAAAGAACAAAUAUAGACUCAAUUUUCUUUAUGAGCCAUUUCUAUUAUAGUAAGUUCAACUCAGUUGUGCGCGCGGCCUUAUGUGUGGGUAACCCUUGUACAUAUAGAGUAACUUUGUGUGCGUGACAAGAGGUACAGUCGGGUACAAUACAGUUAUUUAGGGGUUGUAUACGGGGGUUUAAAGAAAAACAGUUAUUACGUAAUUUAAUGUUUAUUUAUUUAUAAUGAUUAUGAAUCGCUAUUUGAAAAAUCAAAUGAUGAAUUUUCGGAUUCGCUACUCUCCAAGGAGAAUUAUAAAUUCUGACUCCAAUAUCAAAAUGUCCAUAGUAUUCUUCUUUUUUCUUUGCUACAUGUCGACAAGUAUUACGCCACAUCCCUUCAUCAAUUUGACUUAAACGUUCAUUUAUGAGUUUCAUUAUUUUGUUAUUUUGGUCGACAUUAUGCGAAGCAAUAUAACUUUUUAAAAUUCCCCACACAUUUUGUUUACAUUAUUAUACUAGAUUAUACCUCUUUUUACAUUCUUAGUCCACACUUUUAUUUAUUGUCCACGUACCCCGAGCUAGAAAAUAUGUACUUAAGGAGUAUUCAAUUCUUAGAUACUGUCAAUGUCAAUUUGAAAAGACGUAUGAAAAAAUAAUGAAAAACUAUGUUUAAUAAUAAAAAGCUUUGAAUGUCGUUUUAUUUUUUGAAACGCUUUAUCUGACUCCUUAAUAAUUUCUCCGCGAAUAACUAGUAUUUUCGUAAACGACUGUACCCAUAAGAAAAAGUGAUAAGAACACGUCAUCCUCGGACGACGUCACUGUCACACGAAUGAAAGUUGUAUAUUUACAAGCCGACGCACACAUAGGGCCGCGCGCAAAUCUGAGUUGAACUAUCUAUACAUUGCUUGAUUUCUCUAUCAGUAAUACAUUUGUUAUGAAAUCUUGGGCUCCAAGACUUUAGGUACCUAUUUAUCAAUUGCUUAGAAAUUACCUUACCAACAUUCCAUAAUAUGAUGUAUUUUUUUGGAAAAGCAAUCUCCAUUUAAUAAUACAAUUUGUCACUACAUACAGGAGUAUGUAUAUUUAGGCACCUGAUUUUAAACUUAGCUACAUUAAGACAAAGUAUGAUUUCGAACGUUGUGAUAUAUAUCAUCUUUUUAAAGUGAGAUUUUUAAGGAAUCGCUGUCAAACAGUGACCCCUAACAGCUUCCACACACUGCAAACUUUAAGUCGGCCGAUAGUUUAAUCGGGCUCAUAAAUGAGUAUGAAGAUGAAUGGUGAACAUUACAACGAUCAGGUAUCCGACUAAAAUGGUUAAAUAGCAGCCAAUUUCUUCAUAAACAAAUAAAACUAAAGGUAACAAUUUAAGUAAGGGUAUUAACUUUUACUUGACCAUUACUGACAGUUUAACAAAUAUGUUUUUUCAUCCAAGUAACAGCUAAACUAAAAGUCAAUAGAGUUACCACAACUUUGUCAAAAUGACAGUGACUUUAGUUUUUACAGCCCCCUGAGCAGUAAAAGUUAAAGGCUAAAGUUAGAGCAAAACUAAUAGUUAAAAAGUGUAAAAAAACUAAUUUGAAAGUUACUUUUACUUUAUGACAUUACUUUUGAUGAAGGAACUGGCUUUAGAUUUCCAAUUACCUUAAAAAAUAAACUAUCGACCAACCAUUAGGUUAUGGGCCGACAAUUUAGUCUACAGUGUGUGGAGGUUCAAAAUCUUUACAUUUCAUCCUUGUUUUAUUUACGAGUAGAACUCUAUUUCAAACUAAGAAGACGGUUACAAAUAAUUUUGUACGUUUUCACUAGAAGAUUCUAGAUGCUAAGAUUUUCUAAGAUACACAGAAACCUAAAUAAUAACGUUAUUCAUAUAAUUUGGUUUUCUGUGCCUUAUUGCAACUAGAAUACUGUGGGCAUUUUAUGCGACGUUUUGAAAAUGACUUUCGAAUGAAGCCAUUUGAUUGGCUACUUCAAUCAAACGAUGUGCUCUGAUUGGCUACUUCAAUCAAAUGAUGUGCUCUCAUUGGCUACUUCAAUCAAACGAUGUGCUCUGAUUGGCUAAUUAUUUUCAUCUUGUAUCCAAUAAAGUAAUAGUAUUUUCAAUGUCAAUGUAAUUUCCCUUUAGGAAUAAAGUUGUAAAUUGUAAUUCUUUAUGAAAUUAAAGUUAGUCAAAUUAAAGAUAGAUUGAAUGUAAUUUUUGAGUUUUUAAAUCAUAAAUAAUUUGACGGUGCCAUUUUGUAGUCAGUUGCAUUGAUUUUGUUAAAUCAAAUUAAUUUAUGGUGAAUAUUUUUCACCCUUAAUAAUUGAUUGUUAAAAAAAUAAAUUGAUUUCGUAAAUAGA